CACAACCUUUGUCUACUACACGCUCUAGUCACUGCGAUGUCCCAGGCCAAUUUCUCGGAGUCCCAGUCUGUGGACUUGCACAUCUGUCGAUGGAAGUGGUGCAGUAACACAUUCCUCUCAAAGAAUGAACUCGUCCAUCAUGUCCUUGAUGAUCACGUACAAAACUCAGUCCCUUGUUCACGAAGAGAAUAUAGUCUCUCGAGGAAAGUAGAGGAGGGAGAAGGGGAGAGUUUGAACUUUCCUCGCGCAGGGAAUAGUGGUGGCAGAAGUCGCGAGAACGCAAUAGCUGAUGAUAUGUCUCUUUGAUUUUUGUGUAUCCUCCAUUUGGUCUUCAAAUUUUGGCCCUCCAGCCAAUCGUCAUCUGGACCUUACCAUCAGCUCGUCAUUACCGUCACCCCCCGCGUCGACACCUCCAAAUCUAUCUCCCCUUCCUCCAGC
Messenger RNA from Guyanagaster necrorhizus, 438 nucleotides. RefSeq lists its product as uncharacterized. The transcript is spliced from 2 exons. NCBI's taxonomy places the organism in Eukaryota, Fungi, Basidiomycota, Agaricomycetes, Agaricales, Physalacriaceae. The record is from RefSeq and is a predicted model, not a curated record. Gene Ontology annotation, molecular function: zinc ion binding. Bases 37 to 306 code for a protein of 89 amino acids.